UACAACCGGUCGCAUAGCCUGCGACGGGUUCGCCCGGCCCAACCCAGUUACUUAAAAUAUAAAAGCUUUUUUUUCAUUUUUUUCUCACUUUCUUCCUUCCCCCGCCCCCUAUUCGAUUAGGGUUUCUUUUCUCUUUUCUCUCUCUUCCGAUUCCGCCUCUCUCUCUCUCUCUCUCUUCUUUCUCUCUUUCGUUUUUCUUUCUAUUAAUUAAAGGAAUGGAUAGUGGCUACAGCAGUGGGUUUAACAGGAAAACAUCGUUAAACAGUGAUUUUCUUCGUUGGACAAAGAGCACUUCUACUGGAUCCAAGAUUUCUCAUCAUCAUCAACAAACUAAUCCCCACCGUCUAUUUAGUAUUGGAGAUGAUGAUGAUGAUGCGGGGCCCACCAAUGAGAUGGCGUUCGGAGGUGGCACCACUCCCCCUGCAGCUGGAGGAGUGGCGUCGACGGGUUUUCCAUUCACAGGUGCGCAAUGGAAAGAAUUGGAGAGACAAGCUAUGAUCUACAAAUGCAUGAUUUCGUGUGUUCCUGUGCUGCCGCAUCUUCUCUUCCCUCUUGAUUCCGCAUUCUCCUGUAAAUACUGUAAAUACAGUAUUUAUUUUCAUUCUCCCAUUCCACCUUCAAUCUCUGCACAUUAUUAACUAUGUAAUUGCUUCAGGCAGUACAAGCUGCCAUCUUGAAUGGUGAAGCCAAUACAAGGUGAAGCAUCUAGUUAUCUUGGAUGUAAGUUUGUAACUCCGUUGUCGCUUGGUAUUGGGGUUGCUUGAGAUGUGACGAAUGUAAUUAUUCCAAGGAAUACAACUAUAUAUCCCUACAAUAAUCAUCAAUCAUCAA
Salvia miltiorrhiza (redroot sage) is the source of this 831-nucleotide messenger RNA. RefSeq lists its product as uncharacterized. Gene Ontology annotation, cellular component: nucleus. Lineage: Eukaryota; Viridiplantae; Streptophyta; Magnoliopsida; Lamiales; Lamiaceae. Gene Ontology annotation, molecular function: ATP binding. The record is from RefSeq and is a predicted model, not a curated record. The transcript has 2 exons. Bases 216 to 638 code for a protein of 140 amino acids. Gene Ontology annotation, biological process: regulation of DNA-templated transcription; developmental process; DNA-templated transcription.